GGUGACAAUUCUAAAACAAAAAAGAUAUUGUUAAUUCAUCUAUAUCCGAAGUUGGGAAGGUAGUUAGUGGCGCUGAUGGGGACACAGAGUGGUUGUUUGACCUACUGUGAUCCUAACAUAGAAGAUCUUAAAGAUGAGCUUACAAAAUUAAUUGUGAAGAGAGAUGCGUUGCAGAGGUUGGUCAAUGAAGCCGAAAGGGAAGGGGAAGUGAUCAACUAUGAUGUUUUGAUUUGGCUACGCACGGUGGACGUGAUGAUCGGCAAAGUCUCGCGUUUUGAAGAUGAAGUCAACAGGAGAAGACGAUGCUUGUAUUGGCUGAGUUUGAGUAGGCAAGCGCAGAAGAUUAAACAACAUGUUGUUCAUCUCCUUGAAGAAGGAAAAUUCCAAAAUGUAGCCCAUCCAGGAGCUCCACAGAUCCAAAAUGUAGCCCAUCCAGCAGCUCUACAGACGAUACUGCCAACAUUAACAGCAGGCGUUAGAGGCCCUAAAUCCAGAAUAACAGUCAUGAAUCAUGUCUUGGAGGCUUUGAAGAAUGAAAAAAUAACAAUGGUUGGGAUUUGCGGGAUGGACGGUGUGGGUAAAACCCUAAUGGCAGAAGAAAUCAUUAAAAUAGUACAAGGAAAGAUGUUUGAUGAGGUUGUGAUGAUAGUUGUGUCCCCAAACCCAAACAUUAGAAAAAUACAAGCUGAAAUUGCAGAUAAACUAGGUCUUACAAUUGACCUAGAAACUGAAAAGGGAAGAGAACUAAUCCUAAGUGAAAGGAUCCUCAUCGUAUUAGAUGAUGUAUGGUCAGUACUUGAUUUUGAGGCAAUAGGACUUCCGUUUGGACCUUCACAUAAAGGUUGCAAAGUUUUGGUGACAUCAUCGAAUUUGGAUGUGUGCUAUGAGAUGGGGAGUCAAAAGAACUUUACCCUGCCGAUGUUAACUGCAGAAGAAGCAUGGGAGCUAUUCCAGGAGACAAUAGGUGAACCCUUGGAUGCUGAUCCUGAUUUAUGUGGUAUUGCAAAAGCGCUAACAAAUGAAUGUGGAGGUUUACCGUAUAGUGUCGUAACUAUUGCGAAAGCGCUACAAAAUAAUAAGAGUAAGUAUGAAUGGGCUAAUGCCCUUCAGCAACUAAAAGCGCAUGAAAUUCCUCCCCAAGCUUAUUAUUCUAGUAUAAAACUCAGUUAUGAACGAUUGGAGAACGAUGAACUCAAGUCAUGCUUUUUACUAUGUUGUUUAUUUCCACAAGGUUACGAUAUUCCAAUUGAUUAUUUGGUUAGAUAUGCGUGGGGCCAAGGAAUAAUUUCUGACAGGUUUGAUUCAGUGGAGGCAGCAAGAAUGCGAGUACAUUUUUUAGUUGUCAAACUAAAAAGGAGGUUUUUGCUGCUAGGUAGCAGCAAGGAAGGCUGUACCAAAAUGCAUGGCGUAGUUCAUGGCGUUGCCAUAUCAAUUGCUUCCCAAGAUAUGGAUGUUUUUAUGGUACAAGAUCAAGCUGGAUAUAGAAGUUGGCAAAUAAAUCCUCCAUACAAACAGUACACAACAGUUUCACUGAAUGAUGUUCAUAUUGACGACCCCAUUGUGACAGGUUUGGGGUAUCAAGAACUUAAACUUCUACAACUAAAAAAUAGCGAAGUUUCAGAAUCUGCCCUGGAAAGCAUGUUGAAAGGGAUGAAGCUCCAGGUAUUAUCUUUCAUACAUACAGGUUCAACAUCAAUUAGAGUGCUGCUAAGACACCUUCGGACCUUGUCUCUAGAUGAUUGUACACUGGGAGACAUAUCUAGUGUUGGGAAAUUGGAGAAUCUCGAGAUCCUCAGUUUUGCGCGUUCCAACAUCAAAGUGUUACCGAGAGAACUUGCAGAUCUUCAACAAUUAAGGUUGUUAGAUACGACAGAUUGUUCUUAUCUAAAGGAAAUUCCUCAUGGUAUCCUAUCCGGAUUAAGUAAACUAGAAGAGCUGUACAUGACACGCAGCUUUAAUAAAUGGGAGCCUGCAGAGGAAGUCGAUCAAAGCAAAGAAGGUGAGAUCCGGAUGGCAAGCCUAGCUGAGGUGAUGUCUCUACCCUCUAAAAAUUUGACAGUUUUAGCCAUAGAUAUACCGGAUUUCAAGUUGUUGCCGGAAGAUGAAGUGCUCUUGGAAAAGGAAACAACAAGAUUUCAUAUAUCUAUAUGCAAGGCUAAUACUUUUCCUAUGCCACAACCCCUGGAUUACGGAUUUAAAAAUACUGUUAAGCUUGCUGGUGAUGCAAAGGAGUUCAUGCAAAAUGGAGAUAUUAGAUUUCUGUUGAAGUACUCUAGAGCUUUGUACUUCAGAGAAACUAAAAAUCUGAACUGUGUCCUCAAUGACCAAGUAAGUUUUGAAGGCUUGGAAGCUUUAUCGAUUCAAAAUAGUAAGCACGGCACAGAGUCUCUUCUAAGUGAUCAAACGGGUGAGACUGCCUUCCUUCAGUUGAAGUCACUUGAGCUAAACGGGAUAUCGGAUUUACUAGCAAUAUGUCAUGGGCAGCUUCAAAAUCAAUCUUUUGGCAACCUAAUAUCCCUUCAGAUCAGUUGUUGUUCUGAGUUAAGAUAUGCCUUUCCAGUGUCUAUAGCAAGAAACUUGGUACAACUCCAGUCCUUAGUUGUUUAUCUAUGCGACAAAAUGCAAGAAAUUGUCUCAAAUGAGGGGUUGGAAGAUGAGAUUGAUGCAUCUUCCAAGGUUGCUUUUCCUAAUUUAACGGAGCUCAAUCUGUAUGGUGUAUCAAACCUGGUUAGUUUCUACAUAGCCAACCAGCCAUGUAGCUCAAAACCUGAGAUGGCAGAGACUUGGUCGUCAAAUCAAGGAAAUGAAGCUGGCGGGUCCUCUUCUAAGAAAUCAAAAAUACUACUUCCACCAAAUUGCAUUUCCUGGUUAAAAAAUCUAGAAGAACUAGAAGUGAAGCUGUCAUCAAAAAUAGAAGUGCUAUUUGAUCUAGAGGGCCAGAUGGUUCAGGGGAACACUGAAGAAAUUCCGGUCUCCUUCACUCAACUACGAAAAGUGUCCCUUGCAAAUGUAACUCUGCUUGCACACUUGUGGAAGAACGUUCCAUGUCGAAUCCGGUGCUUUGAAAAUUUAAGGUUUUUAACAGUCCUAAGUUGUGACAGCUUGCAAUACCUGUUCUCCUACUCAGUGGCCAGGCAACUUGUGGGUCUUGAAGAAUUAAAAAUCUCCUAUUGCAGGACUAUGAAAACCAUAGUCGCACGUCAGUAUAAAGAAGAGAUAGGGUCCACAAGGAUCUUGUUUCCCAAAUUGAGUCUUAGACUACAAGACCUGUCAAGCCUUGUGAGCCUCAGUGAUGGUCCCAAGACAUUUAGCGACGAUGCUGAUAAUACUUUUGUAUGGCCAUCCACAAGAGUAAUGCACCUGAGAAGAUGUCCCAAAUUGGAGACAUUGGGUUCAUUGAUUCCACGAAAACAAAAACAAAGAAAGAAUAUUCCACAAAUCCAAAAGUUGGAUGCAGGUCCUAGUGAACGCACUUCACAAAAAAAGAAUAUUCCACAACCAUCAGUUUCCCCACCAUUCUGGUCCAGUGAACACACUUCCAAAAAAGAGGUUACACCGUCGACAACUAUUAAUGAGUCAGAUGACAGUGAUAAUCUAGAAUGUCUUGAAAUGGAAGACUGCGAGUCACUGCAAGUGAUAUUCCAACCUAAAGAAAGCAAUUAUGCACACAAAUUUACCAAGAUCAAACGAUUGGUAUUAAAAGCUUUGCCAAUGUUAAUUGACAUUUGGGAAAUGGGUUCACAACAAAUCGACGGCUUUCGGAACUUGAGAUGGCUAGAAGUACAUGGUUGUGCGCAAAUGAGAUAUUUGUUUUCACCUUCCAUAGUUAAACUUCUUAUCAGCCUAGAGCAGAUAAAAGUUAUAGACUGUUGGAUGAUGGAAGAAAUUGUUGCAGAGACAGAAGCAGAACAUGCAGAGGAAAUGGAACUUCCUUUAGUGAAUUCCAUCAUGCUUCGUAAUCUACCAAACUUCAAGCGUGUGUGCACUGAAGCUUAUACUUUAAAGUGCCCAUCCCUGGCAGUGGCGGAAUUGGUUUACAUUGAAUGCAAUCCAAGACUGAAAAUAAAAAUUGAUCUCGGGGUUCUACGCACAGUUCCUGCAGAGAAUGCAUCUGUCUUGAAGCAAAGGUAUUAACCAGAGAGGAGAUUAAGAUACCAGUGAGAGAGAAUGAGAGUGGUGGUUACCAACAAAGAGAACAGUUAGGAAGGUGGAUGGUGGUUUUCUCACACACACUGUCAAAGUGGCAUGGGAGUUCGAACUUGAGAUCACUGGUUUGCAAGUCAAUGUCCUUUUCCACCAGACUUGACCCAUGUUGGAUAAUGACAAUUAAUGUUUAUGUUGCUAUCUCUACCCCACAUUCAUUCUAGGUUGCUGAUUUAGUUAACACCUCAAUCCUUCAACAAGAUGGUUAAUGCAGACAGAGGAAGGAACAAUUUUUCUCACCUGGCAACAAAUCACUUUCUAAGUAUUGUUUUUCUUCUUUAGAUAAUUUUUCCAUGUAAUGGUGAGGCUAAUGCUCUCCGUGUAAAUUUGUAAGUGCUUUGGUUAUUGAAGCCUUUGAUGUUAUUUA
This is a messenger RNA of Prunus persica (peach), 4570 nucleotides long. RefSeq names its product probable disease resistance protein At4g27220. Gene Ontology annotation, molecular function: ADP binding. Bases 76 to 4134 code for a protein of 1352 amino acids. NCBI's taxonomy places the organism in Eukaryota, Viridiplantae, Streptophyta, Magnoliopsida, Rosales, Rosaceae. The transcript has 5 exons. The record is from RefSeq and is a predicted model, not a curated record.